CAAUGGGAACAGAAAAAAUUAUUUUAUUGCUGCAGAAGAAGUAUACUGGGAUUAUUCAAAAUUUGCACAAAGCGAGAUGGAUCAGGAAGACACUGACGAUAUUCCAGAGGGUACCAUAUACAAGAAAGUGGUUUUUCGAAAGUAUCUUGAUAGCACUUUCACCAAACGUGAUCCUCGGGGGGAGUAUGAAGAGCAUCUUGGCAUUCUUGGUCCUGUUAUUAGAGCCGAAGUGGAUGACGUUAUCCAAGUUCGUUUUAAAAAUUUAGCAUCCAGGCCAUAUUCUCUUCAUGCCCACGGACUUUCCUAUGAAAAAUCAUCAGAGGGAAAGACGUAUGAAGAUGACUCUCCCGAAUGGUUCAAGGAAGAUAAUGCUGUCCCGCCCAACAGCAGUUACACCUACGUAUGGCAUGCGACGGGGCGAUCGGGGCCAGAAAGCCCUGGCUCUGCCUGUCGAGCUUGGGCCUACUACUCAUCUGUGAACCCGGAAAAGGAUAUCCACUCGGGCUUGAUAGGUCCCCUGCUGAUCUGCCGAAAAGGAACGCUUGAUAAGAGCAACAUGCCAGUGGACAUGAGAGAAUUUGUCUUACUUUUCAUGGUCUUUGAUGAAAAGAAGAGCUGGUACUAUGAAAAGGAGCCCAAAAGGCCUUGGAGACUCGCAUCCUCAGAAGUAAAAAACUCCCAUGAGUUUCAUGCCAUUAACGGGAUGAUCUACAACCUGCCUGGCCUGAGAAUGUAUGAGCAGGAGUGGGUGAGGUUCCACCUGCUGAAUGUGGGCGGCUCCCAAGACAUUCACGUGGUUCACUUUCAUGGGCAGACCUUGCUGGAAAACGGCAAUCAACAGCACCAGCUCGGGGUGUGGCCCCUUCUGCCUGGUGCAUUCAAAACUCUUGAAAUGAAAGCAUCAAAACCUGGCUGGUGGCUCCUAAAUACCGAGGUUGGAGAAAAUCAGAGAGCAGGGAUGCAAACGCCAUUUCUUGUCAUAGACAAAGGUAUCACUUGAGAGUCAUGCAAUUUUUUUUUAAGCAGGAGAGUGUCUAAUACUAGAAUACUACUUUUUUAACUUUUUAUUAAAUUAUAUCUGUGUGCAUUAAUGCAUUUAUGGGGUAAAAUGUGCUGAGUGGAUUCCACAAUGUGGAAUGCGUACAUCAAACUGGUUAACGUAACCAUCACCUCACUUAUUUGU
Messenger RNA from Otolemur garnettii (small-eared galago), 1183 nucleotides. Its product is annotated as coagulation factor V-like. The record is from RefSeq and is a predicted model, not a curated record. The transcript is spliced from 6 exons. Gene Ontology annotation, molecular function: oxidoreductase activity; copper ion binding. Lineage: Eukaryota; Metazoa; Chordata; Mammalia; Primates; Galagidae. Gene Ontology annotation, biological process: iron ion transport. Gene Ontology annotation, cellular component: plasma membrane. The coding region runs from base 77 to 1000 and encodes 307 amino acids.